This is a messenger RNA of Setaria italica (foxtail millet), 1423 nucleotides long. RefSeq names its product serine/threonine-protein kinase SAPK1. The transcript is spliced from 9 exons. Gene Ontology annotation, biological process: protein phosphorylation; intracellular signal transduction. The record is from RefSeq and is a predicted model, not a curated record. Bases 151 to 1185 code for a protein of 344 amino acids. NCBI's taxonomy places the organism in Eukaryota, Viridiplantae, Streptophyta, Magnoliopsida, Poales, Poaceae. Gene Ontology annotation, molecular function: ATP binding; protein serine/threonine kinase activity.
UCCCUAUAGCUGCCGACCUCCGCCCCAUUCCCAUCACCACCACCACGCGGGCCCAGGCGCCCAAUCUCCGCCCCACGCCCUCGUCUUCCUCGUCUUCUGCUGCCGCUCUGCUCGCCCUGGCCGCCGCCCCCUCUUCGAUCUUGUGCUGCGAUGGAGCGGUACGAGGUGAUCAGGGACAUCGGGUCGGGCAACUUCGGGGUCGCCAAGCUGGUGCGGGACGUCACGACCAAGGAGCUCUUCGCCGUCAAGUUCAUCGAGAGAGGCCAGAAGAUUGAUGAGCAUGUUCAAAGGGAGAUUAUGAACCACCGGUCACUGAAGCAUCCAAACAUAAUUAGAUUCAAGGAGGUCGUGCUAACUCCCACACAUUUGGCAAUAGUUAUGGAAUAUGCUGCUGGCGGUGAGCUAUUUGAAAGGAUUUGCACUGCUGGGAGAUUUAGUGAGGAUGAGGCAAGGUUCUUCUUCCAACAGCUGAUUUCGGGAGUGAGCUAUUGUCAUUCCAUGCAAGUAUGCCAUAGAGAUCUGAAACUAGAAAAUACUCUGUUAGAUGGUAGUGUUGCACCACGGCUCAAGAUCUGUGAUUUUGGUUAUUCCAAGUCUUCUGUGUUGCACUCUCAACCAAAAUCAACUGUUGGCACACCUGCAUACAUUGCUCCAGAGGUCCUCUCUAGAAAAGAAUAUGAUGGAAAGGUUGCUGAUGUUUGGUCCUGCGGAGUAACACUCUAUGUGAUGCUGGUCGGUGCAUAUCCAUUUGAGGACCCUGAUGAUCCAAGGAACUUCCGCAAGACAAUCACUAGGAUACUCAGUGUACAAUACUCAAUUCCGGACUAUGUUCGAGUUUCAAUGGAAUGCAGGCAUCUGUUGUCUCGGAUAUUUGUUGGAAAUCCUGAACAGAGAAUAACCAUUCCAGAAAUCAAGAACCACCCGUGGUUCCUCAAGAACCUGCCCAUUGAGAUGACAGACGACUACCAACAGAGCAUGCAGCUGGCAGACAUGAACAGCUCGGAGCAAAGCCUGGAGGAAGUCAUGGCGAUCAUCCAGGAGGCGCGGAAGCCAGGGGAGGCCAUGAAGCUUGCCGGGCAGGUAUCCUGCCUGGGGAGCAUGGAUAUGGAUCUUGAUGACAUUGAUUUGGAUGAUAUCGACGACAUUGACAUCGAGAACAGUGGUGAUUUUGUUUGCGCAAUGUGAUGUUCAUGCGUGGUUCAACCGGUCAAGUAGCAGACUAGCAGCGAGAUUCCUUUGGUUGUUGAUGUAUGUAGAUCCUUGGAUUAUGCUUUGGUUUGCUUCUGAAUCACAUAUCUUCUGUAACCAAGAAAUUCACAUUGCUGUGGAUAGCAUACAACGUGAACUUACAUGCUGAAAUCUAUACAGAAAUCAUUGUGUUCUCGGUGCUGUACUGAAUAUAAGCCCAUCAGUUCUGUUGAGA